AGCCAAUCGGAGUCGAUUUACGGGUACCUCCCAUACAAAAGUGUCAAUUUUUUGAGGUUUUUCUUGGGGCAAGUACCCCAGGAUCAAAUCGAAAAUGGCUCAUCUUAGAACUUAAACUAAGUUUAUUGGAUACAAAACUUUUGGGACUUUCAGAUUUGGAUUAUCUCAAUUAUUUUUUGAGUUAUCGUGUUAACAAACAGCUACGACGACGGCACACGAACGGAAAAGUGUCUCAAAAAGAAGUUUUCUACGCGUUUCAUGAGUUUUUAUGAUGAUCUAAGCUAAUUUUGCGAAAAAAGUUUUCGGGACCAAUUCCUAUACUUUCCCUUGACACAUUGUGUACGGAAAAGUAAAAGUUGGUAUUUUUGUUUUCUAUCGUUGAUUCAUAAUCGUUGUUGUUUCUAUCGCUUGAUAUGAAAGUGCAAGGAGGUUAUCAAUUUCAAUGCAAUGAAUUUGAAAUAGGGACAGAAUGUGCGAUGUUUUUCGCGAAGAGAAUUUUAGUCGCAAUCGAUUUGUUCAAAGAUGCAGUUGUGUUUUCUGUUCAAUUUGGUGAUUUUGUGGUUUUAUGAUGUCUCUGAUGAAAUUUUAACCCAAAAUGAAUUGUUGGGUGUGCAUACUUGGUGGCAUUCGAAUCACGAACUAAAUGCCAGAACGCCCGUUGCCGAUAAUGCCGUUCGACGUUCACCAUUUUAUAACAUUUGGGUAGCAACCAUAGAAAAACCCGAUGUAAAAUUUGAUUCGUUUGUCUACAUGUCGAUACCACGUGGCGGUCGUGACAAAUGGGGCUACAGCAAUGAGGAUGGUGCUGAAUUUUCGGCCGAUGAAGCGCAUUUAACUAUGAGUUGGUCAUCGUUUUUGUACGAUACAGAUUCUUGGGUUUACGUUCAAAAUAAUAACCACCUUGAGUCGGCUACGAAUGUAACGAUUCGUCCAUCAUCGUUGAAAUGGCAGACUGAAUGGUUGGACAAUGGAACAAUUCGUAUAUUGGUUCCGUAUUCUGAUGAUGGUUUUCGAUUUUCCAUUGAAUUUGAAUCGGAAUUGUACACGGCGUACAAUGAUUUGAACGGGGUCAGCGGUAAAUUGAAUGACAAGGGUUUUGGUCGUGCAAUUCAUACCGAACCGCGCAAUGCAAUUUUGGUGUUUGCUGAAUCUUUUCAGAAAAUGCAUCGAUACACGCCAAAUUUGUUAAUGGGAAGCAUUUAUUAUGUCAAACCGGGUUUAUUGAACAAUUUGGAUAAUGUUACCGAUGACAUUAUUUAUUUUCGGGCUGGAGUUUACUACAUGCCAUGGAAUUAUCAUGCCAAACUGACGGAGCAUGUGAAAUGGAUUUAUUUUGAACCGGGUUCGUUCGUCAAGGGUGCAUUUCAAUUUUUACACGAUGCUCAAAAUGCGUUCAAAUUUACCGGUUUCGGUGUAUUGUCUGGGGAGAAAUACGUUUACGAAGCGGACACAAACAACGAAUAUCGACACAAACGGACAUUCAAUUGUCAUGGCAGUUGUGUGAAAUUAUUGCGUUUUUCGUCGGCGUUUGGGCGACAACAGUCUUUGACACUGGCCGGUGUUACAUUCGUGGAACCGCCGUAUCACUCGUUUGUUGUUCAUGGUGAUGAGGACAGUUUCGAGAUGUUGGUUGAAAAUUUCAAAAUGGUCGGAGCAUGGUAUUGGCAAACGGAUGGAAUCGAACUGUAUACCAAUGGAAAAAUGAAAAAUACAUUUUUCCAUUCAAACGAUGAUGUAUUGAAGAUCUAUCAUGGUAAUUUAACAAUUAACAAUACGGUGAUUUGGAAAAAUGAAAAUGGACCGGUGGUACAGUGGGGAUGGUCGCCGCGUAACAUUACAAAUGUUUUUGUAAAUAAUACGUUUGUCAUUCAUAACAAAAUGUAUUGGUCCGAUGUGAAAGGGAACACGUGCAUCCUGAAUUCAUCACCGUCUUGGUCACCCAAGGACAUUAAACCCGAUCCAGAAACCAGUAUUUCGGAUUUAUAUUUUGAAAAUUUGCACGUAGAAGGCAUGACCAAUUGCGCUAUACGUUUGUACGCUUUAUCAAACACAAAUCAUAUUAAAGUGAAAAAUUUCCAAAUUGAUGGGUGGAAUGAUCUGGAUGCGACAUCACAAGCAAGCAAAUUUCAACGCACAUCGACCGAAAUCUCAAUUGGUGCGAACGCAAUUAGUUUUGAAAACUUUAAAAUUGGAAAUCAACAGGUUUCGAAAAACAACGACAAUUGGGAUGCGAAAUCACUUGGUCGCUUAGAUUUCGAUGCUGAAUUAUAUAAAAAGUGGAAUGCAGUAUAAUAUUUGGUUUUACACUGACCUAUUUAGAAUAUAAAACAAGUCAUUAUGGUUCGUGUGACGAAGUUUGCCUAUUAAAACGAAUAAUGAAGCGUUAGCUGA
Molecule: messenger RNA, 2391 nt
Organism: Sitodiplosis mosellana (orange wheat blossom midge)
Lineage: Eukaryota; Metazoa; Arthropoda; Insecta; Diptera; Cecidomyiidae
Product: dextranase-like
Exons: 4
Coding region: 523-2292 (589 amino acids)
Molecular function (GO): hydrolase activity, hydrolyzing O-glycosyl compounds
Source: RefSeq, a predicted model, not a curated record